CUUAUUAUUUCUUUCUCGAUGAAAUCAUUUUAAUCUAGGAAUAUCUGGUGAUUUUAAUAAUGUAAUUGAUAAAGAAUUUCGAGAUUGGGAAGAAGUAUUUCGUGUCAAUAUUCAUGGAACAUAUCUUUGUUCAAAAUUAAUUGCUAAACAAUAUCUCAAACAAAAUCUAGAAAAAUUAAUUAAUGAAGCUGAUCAGAAUCAUGGAAUUAUUAUUAAUAUUACAAGUGUAAGACAAUAUCUUGUUUGUGAAGGUUCAGCUGCUUAUUGUGCAUCAAAGCUUGCUAUAGAAAGUUUGACAAAAACAAUGGCAUUAGAAUUAGGACCACAAGGAAUUCGGGUAUGUGCUAUAUGUCCUGGUCUUAUUGAUACUCCAAUGACGUCAUGGGCAACUCGUGAUGCAGAAAGAAAAUCUAAAAUUGAAAAACAAAUUCCAAUGAGACGCAUUGGUCAUCCAAAUGAAAUCGCUUCUAUGGUUGCUUUUCUUUGCUCGGAUGAUGCUUCAUAUUGUACGGGACAAACUUAUAUUGUUGAUGGCGGUUGGUUAUUGGCCAAUCCAAAUCUGUUUGCUUAA
Molecule: messenger RNA, 571 nt
Organism: Adineta ricciae
Lineage: Eukaryota; Metazoa; Rotifera; Eurotatoria; Adinetida; Adinetidae
Source: the annotation of a GenBank genome assembly